UUGAAUAUAGAUGCAGUUGGUGUUCUGUCGUCUUUUGUUUCCUUGAGUUCAUAGAACACCGACUGUUCAUUCUCUCUUCCAUCUCAGCUUCCCUGAACCAUUCUCUUUGGAUCUCCUCUAUCCUUGGAUGCUUGUAUCUAAUCGAUUAUCUAAUCUACCCAAACACUCAAUCCUCCUUCAAUCUGCAUCUGCUGCGACAAAAAAGUGAAGAGGAACUCUUCUGCAACCUCAAUCCAGAUUCCAGAUGGGGAGCUCACCCAACGACUUCUCGGUGGUAGUUUUGCCAUCCGACUACGGUAUCGACGCCAGGCCAUUCCUGACGAACCAACAGAGAGCCGCUGUUGAGGAAGAAGAAGAGCAAGAGAAUUGGCACGACUGCCCUCAGAACCUCUCCUCCGAUGAGGACUUCUCCGAUCUCGAGCUCCUGCACUUCUUUCGUCGCCAAGGCCGUGAUAAAUCUGGAAACCUCAUUUUCCGCAUCGUCGGAAAAUACUUUCCCGCUCCAGUUGUGGGUGGGGAUAGGCUAAAGAGGUACAUAUGCAACAAAUUAUGCAGUGACUCUCCAGAAGGGCCAUACUGCAUUGUUUACAUGCAUAGUACUGUGCAAAAGGAGGAUAACUCCCCUGGAAUGACUAUCUUGAGGUGGAUUUAUGAAGAACUUCCUUCUUAUUUGAAGGACAGGCUUCAAGUUGUGUACUUCGUUCACCCUGGACUUCGCUCUAGGCUUGUCUUUGCCACUCUUGGCCGAUUUUUCUUAAGUGGAGGCCUAUAUUGGAAAAUCAAGUAUGUAAGCCGCUUGCAGUACCUUUGGGAUGAUAUAAAGAAAGGAGAGAUUGAGAUUCCAGAAUUUGUGAAAAAUCAUGAUGAUGUUCUUGAGCAUAGGCCAUUAACAGAUUAUGGGAUCGAACCUGACCCUCUUCACAUGAUUGAGGUGCCCUCAACCGCUUAUUCAUUUGGAAGGUACGAGGAGAGAUGGGCUUCUAGAGAAUAUAUGUCUUAGGCGCUAUAAAAAUAGAAGAUUCCUAAUAAACUGAGAUUUUUCACAUGGUUGUGGGUUGGGAUGUGGCUACCAUAUGCGUAUGCCCGCUCUGUACAUAGUUGUCUUGAAGUUAUCUUCUGCAUCGGAAGUUCAAGUAUUAAGGACUGUGAUUGGUUAGUAUCUGUAUGCUUGUUAAUUGUCAAAUGUUUAGACAGUUGCUUGUAUGGAGUAUGAGCCAUGCUUUCUCAAGUAAUGGUUUACAUAAAUGGUGGUUGUACUAUCACUAUGUAUUUGUGCCUUUA
Messenger RNA from Argentina anserina (silverweed cinquefoil), 1281 nucleotides. RefSeq lists its product as uncharacterized. NCBI's taxonomy places the organism in Eukaryota, Viridiplantae, Streptophyta, Magnoliopsida, Rosales, Rosaceae. The transcript is spliced from 3 exons. The record is from RefSeq and is a predicted model, not a curated record. Bases 245 to 1000 code for a protein of 251 amino acids.